AGCAUCUCUAGUGAGCCCAAAUCCAACCGUGAGUAUCUCUCUUUCGAAAAUCGACUUUUAAUCGUCAAAUUAUUUUUACUUUUUUUGAAGUUGUUCUCGUUUAUUACUCUUUUUUUGUUGUUGUUUCACAAUCCCUCAAAAUACAUCCGAAACAAAGUCAUGGCCGCAUUUAUCCCCGACUCCAACAAUCGCAACAGCAUCACGCUGCGCAACGAUGACGGCUCCAGCAUUACGGUGUACGAACAGGGCGCCCACCUCUCCAGCUGGAAGUCGACGGAUGGGGUGGAGCACCUGUACCUGAGCCCCAAGGCCAUCUUCGAGGACCGCAAGGCCCUCCGCGGUGGUGUGCCGAUCAUCUUUCCUCAGUUCGGCGGCUACGGUCCGAUGCUGCCGGUGCACGGCUUCGCCCGCAUCCGACCGUGGAAGAUCGAGGACUCCGAGAACGGCCGCGCCACCUUCAGCCUGCACGCUGGUCUGGCGGAGCUGUUUCCGGAGGGCUGCUCCCUCUCCGAUAGCCCGCAGAACGCCGUGAAACUCCUCUACACCAUCCACUUCAGCAACAUGGAGCUGAAGCUGACGAUGAAGGUCACGAACACGAGCGAGGAGCGCGAGGCGCCGUUCCAGUUUGCCUUCCACACGUACUUCGCGGUGGAGAAGCUGCAUCGCACCGUCGUCAACGGCGUCAACCGCUCCCCUUACGUGGACAACAAUGAGUCGAAGGGCGACCCGAAGGCCAAGGUGCAUCAGCCGGAGCCGCUCUGGAUUAUUCGCGAGGAGCACGACCGCGUCUACCCCGGCCAGCACUGCGCCAUCCUUCUGCAGGACCUCGAGGCGAAACGUGCGAUUCAGGUGUCUACUCCGAACCUGCCCGAUGUGUGCAUCUGGAACCCUGGCCCGGAGAAGUGCGCGGCGCUGAAGGAUAUGCCCUCGGACGGCUACCAGCACUUUGUGUGCGUUGAGCACGGCAACAUGCUGAAGCAGGUAGUGGUGCCGCCGAACUCGAGCUGGACGGGCACGCAGGUGAUCACUAUACUGCCCGGCAGCCCGGCGGAUGCGAAGAUGUGA
Leptomonas pyrrhocoris is the source of this 1065-nucleotide messenger RNA. RefSeq names its product aldose 1-epimerase-like protein. The coding region runs from base 160 to 1065 and encodes 301 amino acids. Gene Ontology annotation, molecular function: isomerase activity; carbohydrate binding. NCBI's taxonomy places the organism in Eukaryota, Euglenozoa, Kinetoplastea, Trypanosomatida, Trypanosomatidae. The transcript has a single exon. The record is from RefSeq and is a predicted model, not a curated record. Gene Ontology annotation, biological process: carbohydrate metabolic process.